AUGAUGGCCGCGUUCACACGAAAACGGCAAUGGCGCCGUUCGAACUUUCGUCUUUGCUAUCCUACUCUUCUUCCUUUUCUCUACUUCAGCUUCGUACACCGAGUGUCACCUACACCGCGACAAAAUGCGCCGAAUACCACUAACUACCCUCUUCAACGUCAACCCCCCAACAGACCAAAACCACCAUUUCGAAACCUCCUGGCUCCUCCCCCAUCCAUCCUCGCCGCUCUCCGCGCCCUAAUCGCCCUCUACAUCUUCACAACCAUUUUCAUCUUCUGGGGCUGGAAUGGCACACACGGGAAUGCCGCGGUAAUCGGCCAAUCUUUCAGCUUCUUCACCUGGUUAACCUACUGGGGAAUCGGAUUCUACAUGCUCUUUGCAGCAAUCCAUACAGCAUGUUAUGCACGGACAGGUCGUUCGUUGCUCGACCGGUGGCCUCGCGGGUUCCGCAUCUUGCAUAGUCUGCUAUAUACGACGAUCACGACGUAUCCGUUUCUUGUGACGAUUGUCUUUUGGGUGUUAUUGUUCAGUCCGCCGUGGUAUGGGGAGACGUUCCUUGGGUGGCAGAAUAUCUCCCAGCAUGCGUUGAACUCCCUAUACGCACUGCUGGAAAUUAUUCUUCCAACUACAGCGCCCCAUCCAUUCAUCGCAAUACCGUUGCUGUUGCUGAUCCUCCUUCUCUACCUCUGCAUCGCAUACAUCACUCACCACACUGAGGGCUUCUAUCCGUACUCAUUUCUCGAUAUCGGUCGCCACGGAAGUGGAAUUGUCACGGGAUACUGUUUCGGUGUCUUGGCUGCGGUGCUCGUGAUCUUUUUUAUUACCUGGGCGCUGAUUUAUUUGCGUCGCCGGCUGACGCACGGUAAAAUUAAGCGGUCGAGACGGGAUCCGCUGUGUGCACAAGACGCUUUCGGCUCCGUGAGCUCGCGUGGUGUGCAGUCGAGUGAAAUGAAGAAUGCGCCGGUUUGA
Penicillium bovifimosum is the source of this 969-nucleotide messenger RNA. RefSeq lists its product as uncharacterized. The transcript is spliced from 3 exons. NCBI's taxonomy places the organism in Eukaryota, Fungi, Ascomycota, Eurotiomycetes, Eurotiales, Aspergillaceae. The record is from RefSeq and is a predicted model, not a curated record. Gene Ontology annotation, cellular component: membrane. The coding region runs from base 1 to 969 and encodes 322 amino acids.